UCCUCUUGAGAAGAAAUUUGGUUUUGUUCGAAUUGGAUUGGUGUAUGUGAUAUCGGGUUUGGGAGGAAAUUUGCUGUGUGUUUUAUUCCUCCAUUCAAUCAUCUACGUUGGUGCAUCUGGUGCAAUAUUCGGCUUACUAGGAGUGAUGCUAUCAGAGCUUUUAACAAAUUGGAAAAUGCAUACUCAUAAGUUUGAUGAGAUGUUGAUUCUUGUUGUGAUCAUUGUUUUGGACUUAGCUCUUGGAACUUUUCCAUUCGGAAGUAAUUUUAGUAACAUUGGAGGGUUUACAUCAGGAUUUCUUCUUGGAUUUGUCAUUUUGACUCGCCGUCAGCAUCAUUGGCUUAAUCUAAACAAGUCUAAUACUUCCCAGAAGCAAGAAUCUUAUCAAUAUGCGCUUCGGAUUAUCUCUUUUGUGCUACUUAGUGUUGGAUUGGUCGGCGGCGGCGUCUUGUUCUUUAAAGGGGUGGACUUGAAUGAUUACUGCUCUUGGUGCCAUUAUAUAACCUGUGCCCCUCCGAGCUGUAAACCAGGCUACAUUUCUUGUGAGGAUUACCAGAUCGGAAACAAACUUAACGUGACAUGUUUGAACAAUGGAAGAAGUGGCAUUUUUUCUCUGUCAAACCGUAACCCUGACGAGCAGGCUGAAGAACUAUGUUAUCGCCUUUGCGGUAAAUAACCAGACACAGAAAUACAACAUCUCUUAGGGAGAUUUCAUUCAAUAAACUUAUGUAUAUGAUUUGUUCUUACUGCUGCUGCUGACAAUAAGAAUGAGUCACUGUGGUUGUUGCCAUAGUUGUUAUCUCGUUAUAUAUAUUUCUCCUUGCUAUGAAAUUACUGCAGGAUGUAUAUUUAUAAGUUUGUCUGAAGGAA
Messenger RNA from Lathyrus oleraceus (garden pea), 870 nucleotides. Its product is annotated as RHOMBOID-like protein 1. Gene Ontology annotation, molecular function: serine-type endopeptidase activity. Bases 146 to 676 code for a protein of 176 amino acids. The record is from RefSeq and is a predicted model, not a curated record. Gene Ontology annotation, cellular component: membrane. Gene Ontology annotation, biological process: proteolysis. The transcript is spliced from 5 exons. Lineage: Eukaryota; Viridiplantae; Streptophyta; Magnoliopsida; Fabales; Fabaceae.